This is a messenger RNA of Cyphellophora europaea CBS 101466, 393 nucleotides long. RefSeq lists its product as uncharacterized. The record is from RefSeq and is a predicted model, not a curated record. The transcript is spliced from 2 exons. The coding region runs from base 1 to 393 and encodes 130 amino acids. Lineage: Eukaryota; Fungi; Ascomycota; Eurotiomycetes; Chaetothyriales; Cyphellophoraceae.
AUGCCUGAGUACAAUCACUGGUUCAAGCUCGCUCUACGGCUCGUGGAGCCAGAGGGCUCCUUUUCGUUCUUCUCGCUCUUCCCGGGCUACACUUCGGAGGCAGAGUCCUUGGGCCCCCCUGCUGGCGGUUACGCCCCCCAGCCGCCGAAGCCGGACCUGGUACCUGAACCUGAACCCAUGGAGGGGGUGUGUGGUGACGAUGUCUGGGAAGGUGUAAGCGUUGACGUUGACGUUGCUGCGCAAGUGGCUUCGUCUUCUGCUUGCUCCGACCCAGCAUCCUCUCCCACUCCACUCACUUCACAGGGGAAGGUGAAGGCCUGGGGAGGAAAGCGGAAGCGGCUGGAGAAGAUCGGCGAAGACGAAGACAAAGAGAAUCGCGCCUUGAAGCGCUAG